AUGGAAGAUCAAUUAGAACUAACUUCUUAAUGGGGUUUCUACGAGAUGUGCACCAAAAAGAACAACAAGUUGCCAUGUCUUAUACCAUAGACCAUCAUCUUCGAUAAGCUUAUGCCUAAGGUUUGGCUCUUCAAUCCCAAAAACACUCAAGUGGUCAUGAAAAAGAAUUCUGACAAACUCUCUAACCUCGAAAUUGCCAAGGCUUUGCUUGGUAUGAAAUUCCCUAAGGACAUUAAGAUAGACACGCUGACUCAAUUGGUUGAGCAAGCAAGACAGUGUGCUCAAUUCAAAGAAGUACUAUUUUCUUUUAUAAUGUCAAAGGAAACUCCAAUAGCAUUUUUGCAAAUGAAAAGGAAUGAGGGUGUACCUAUGAAUCGAUAAGAGUUAUUGCAAUUCUUUGUUGAAGGCAAAGAUCUCUCAUCUUUGGCAUACAUGCAAUAGUACAUUGAAAAUCAAAAUGAAGUCUACUAUGUCGAGUACCAUUAUGAUGUUGAUUUCAUUCCAAUCACUUUCAAGUUUUUCAAGAAGACUCUCACAAUCAAAAGAGUGAACAAAAGUACAACUGCUAAAUCCAGCAAUCCUUUCCAAACACUCUUGAUGCCAGUCCAAAGUAGUGGUUAAAUUCCAGUCAGACAAUAGGAGGUUUAGAAAGUGCAGACCAUGUUCAAAUAUUGCAAUUCUACUCUGAAUCAACGCUUCCAAGAAGAGACAAAAAAGAUAGCAUUUUACAUCGAAAAGGUGUUCAAAGUCAAAAUACGCAAAUUCACUCCCAAGUUCAUUGUUGAUCAAAGAGAACAGAUCUAUUUCGCUGGGAUCAAAUAGAUCUCUAUUUAAAUCCAAAGUGGAGCACCGUAUCAGAGGGGUUUGAGAGACGAAAUAGCUAGCAAUGGUUAAUUUGAUAAUUUCAUGAUGGCCUGCAAAUAAUUCAGGUUGGAUAAGAAUGCAAACAAUGAAUUCAAAAAGUACCCCAAAUAGAUUGUAGAGGAGGACAAGAAAUUGAGCAAAACUCUCUACAAGCACUUAAUACUUGAGAGAUGCCAAGGGGAUUUUUGCAAUUAUAAAUUAAUAGAAAAAAACAAAGGACCUUUGCAAUUAAGGAAAGGUCUAUUGGAAACAUAUAAGAACGUGUUUAAGGAGUCCAAAUAGACAGUCAGUAAUAUGAGUACCAAUUUACCUUAUGAAAUCUCGUUGUAAUUGAUAGUGCGUACAAGAGAUGAUCAUAAGGAAGUCAUAGAACUUUUUAAAAAAUACAAAAUUCAUUUAGAAAAUUACAAUCCAGAAGAGCAUCCAGAAAUUAAAGACGAAUAACAGCAUCCAUUCAGCAAAGAGAAUUCAGACGUUCAAGCAUUAAUUAAUCUAUACAAAUCAGUCAAAAUUUGUAAGAACUGCUUCAUAAUCUAUUCGAUGAUUUAAAGACACUUUGAAUCUUAACUCAAAAAAGACAUUAAAAACGGAGUCUAAUUUAUCAAUGAAAAGAAGACUCCCUCUUUAUAAAUAGACGAAGAAGCUGAAAGACGUAGAAAGAGAGAUGAAAACAUUCUCAAAAGGCAGGAGAAACUAUAAAUGAAGCCAUCAACAUCAACGAAAUCUUUUAGAAUAUUCAGAGCUCCAACACAAAAGAAGAAUUUUCUAAUUACUUCCAUACCUGAGAGUAGAAGCUCUUAAACAGCAUCGCCUUAAAAGUUUAGAGAUGUUUGCAAGUAAAUAGAAAUUAAUAGAUUAACAUUGGGUUAUUUGAAUUAUUAAAAAUUGGAGUAAUUUUAAAAGCCAAGUCAGAUGGAACAAUCUCAAGAAUUUAGAAAUGAGUCUUAUAAUUUAAUAGACCUGCUUGCAGAACAGAAAGCACCGAAUGUUAGAAGAAUAGACACAAGCCAAUAGGAGAAUAAGGAGUUGCAAGGGAGAGCAGAGGAGAUUAAGAAGAUGCUGGUUAAGACUUCUAAAAAGGAGCAGGAAUGUAGAGCUAUACAGAAGGAAUACUAUAAUGAAAAGAUAUAGGAAGGUGUUUAAUAGAUCUUACUUUCAACUUCGUCUCAUUAUUAUUAUCAUGUUAAUUUUGAUAUAGUAAGGAAAUUGUAUCAAUUCUAAUUAAGUACUCCGAUGUAAGCUUUAUCAUAUGAUUUGAAAUAUGAUCAAUUAAGAGCAUUAUAAAUUGAAGAAGUCUGUGAGAUGAUGAAAUACCCACCUCCUUGUUUUGAUAUUACACAAUUGGAGUAUUUGGUAGUUGAUUCUCAGACUGCUGUUCCUUAUGCUUUAUUUGAGAGUAACAUAACCAAGAAGAAGGAGAAGAGUUCUCAAUCAGGAAUAGAUUUGAUAAUCAUACUCCACGACAUGUUCGAAUCCUUUUUUGAAUACUAUCCAAUCAUAGUGGAUUUGAUCAAUGAAGCCUAAAAUAAGAAGGUACUGCUCUUAAACACUCCUGGAUAAGCCUACACCUUAUUCAAUAAGAAGCAAGCAUACACAAACAUCUAUAUAGCAGGCAUCUUAGAUUAAAUACUCUAUGAAUUAUCUACCAAGGGCAAAAUCGACUUACAAACUGAUACAUUAAAGAUCUUGGGAGUGGGAUCAGGAGGAUUUCAUGCUUAAGCAUUCAGUAAGACAUUAUUCAAAUCUAAUUAGUUGUACAAUCCCAAAAUACAAUUCAAUUCAGUCAGAUUGCUUUUGUAAAUUCAUACACAUCCAUAUACCCUUAAUUAAGAAGCUUCUUUGGUCAAUCGAUCAAAAUAUUCGAAUCUCAACCUGCCGAUAUGCCAGAACUUGCCUGACAUUGAAUACACUAAUACGAUUAUGAAUACUCAACCAAUUUCUGAAGAUCUGCUUUCUUGUGUGUUGCAGCAGAAUCCAAUCAAUCAAUUAGGAAGGUAAAUCAUUUUGGAGGGUUUGUUACAAAGUCCUUCAUUUAUGGAGAGAUUCCAAAAACUGAUUCUUAGUGUUUAGGUAUACCAUUCCUUAAAGAAUUGUUUGGUCAAUAUAUCUGAGGCUGAUUUGUUGCAAACAUUCCUGUAGGAUGAGACUCUGGAUGUGAAUAAUGUGGCCUUGUCAAAGAAGAUACAAAUGAAUAAACGCACAGUCUAAUACAUUGAGGGAUUAAUUGGUGUAAAUUUUAAACAGAUUGGCUUGACUAAUAUAAAAAAUUUAUUCAAAUUAUUCGUGUGGAUAAGUGAAGCCAAGAGGAUUCAAAAGAGUUUUCGUAUCAGACAGCUUUCUGAUUGGGAAUAUUUGACGAAAUUCGGAGCUGAAGUUGGAGAUGUCACUUAUCAUCUCAAAUUCAGAAUUGUUGGAUUGGAAUCGGAGGAAAUGAGAGAACGUAAUUUCCCGAUUCUUUUUGAAUUGUAUUUGGAUGAAGAAUGGCCUGAAGUGUUGGAAAGACAAGAAUGUGAGAGAGCAUCCUUAGCUAGGAGAAAAGAGACUAUUUAAGUCCCGGGAAAUGGAGAGUAUUCAUAAAUAUACACAGGGACUAUUAAGGCCAAAUUAAGAGCUCAUAUGUGGUAUUAUGCCAUAUCUGAUUGUCAUCGAAGAUUAAGAGAUGAAUUCAAGGAAGAUCAAUAUAAAAAGGUUAAAUUUGAGGUGGAUGUUCACAUAAAGAAUGUUGGUAAGACUGAAUUCUCAGUUGAACAAUUUGGAAUUUAAUAUUUCAUGUUUGCGGUUGUUUUGGUUGACAUUGUAAUGCUAGUUUAUAAUGGGUAUUACAUUGUAAAAAGACAUGAAAAGUAUGAGGAAUUCAGCUUAGCAUUGUUUCUGUUGGUCAUUACUCUUUUCCUUGAAGCCAUCUCUUACAGUGAGAAUUUGUUGCACUUAUGGGUAUACAGCUAUAACGGACAAGGAGUAUUUGUCCUUCAUGUGUUUUCAGUUAUUGUAUAGAUUGCUUCUCAAUUCUCUUUAACAAUGAUAUUGGUGAUGUUGUCUUGGGGUUGGCAAAUAAAUUUCACUAAAUUCGACAAUUUCGAGAUAUUUCUACCCUUAUCACUAUUAAUAGCUUUCUUUCAAUUAACUAUAGUAGGAUUAGGUUUCAUCGAUUAUGAUGCUUAUUAUAAGGAUCACUCUUAUGAAGGGUGGGUUGGCUGGCUAGCAUCCUUUAUAUUUAUUGGAGAAUUCAUCUACUUUAUCAAAGGAUUGUCUAAUACAUAUAAAAAGAGUACUGGAGCUGUCUAAUAAUUUAUAAUGAUGCUUGGAUUCUAUGGAGGAAUUUAUUUCAUCAGUUUCCCAGUUCUCCAGACAGUCAAUUUGUUUGUUGCCAGGUAUCUUAGACAUAAAGUAAUGGAAAUAGGAACAAUAUCUUUUAGAACUGCAGCUAUUGUACUACUGACUCAUUUGUUUACAUCUAAGAAAUCCCUAUUUGCUAAAAUAUCAUAUGAUAGCAGAAGUUUCUUGGAUAGAAACAAGGAUGAUUGA
This is a messenger RNA of Paramecium tetraurelia, 4389 nucleotides long. RefSeq lists its product as uncharacterized. The record is from RefSeq and is a predicted model, not a curated record. Gene Ontology annotation, biological process: response to pheromone; G protein-coupled receptor signaling pathway. NCBI's taxonomy places the organism in Eukaryota, Ciliophora, Oligohymenophorea, Peniculida, Parameciidae. The transcript has 12 exons.